Molecule: messenger RNA, 807 nt
Organism: Arctia plantaginis
Lineage: Eukaryota; Metazoa; Arthropoda; Insecta; Lepidoptera; Erebidae
Source: the annotation of a GenBank genome assembly
AUGGUGCAGAAGAAGCCUAAGAAGAAGGUGGGCAAAAAGGUAGCGGCCGCUCCUUUGGUCGUGAAAAAAGUUGAACCCAAAAAGGUCGUGAACCCACUCUUUGAGAAGAGGACCAAGAACUUUGCUAUUGGCCAGGACAUCCAACCCACAAGGGAUCUGUCCCGAUUCGUAAGAUGGCCAAAAUAUAUCCGCAUUCAGCGCCAGAAGGCAGUGCUACAACGCCGUCUCAAGGUGCCACCACCAAUCAACCAGUUCACCCAGACACUUGACAAGACCACAGCUAAGGGAUUGUUCAAGAUCCUUGAAAAAUACAGGCCAGAAACAGAGGCAGUCAGAAAAGAACGCCUAAAGAAGGCUGCCGAAGCCAAGGUUGCCAAGAAAGAUGAGCCUCCACCAAAGAGGCCCCUCACUCUCCGUGCUGGCACUAACACGGUGACCAAGCUGGUUGAGAAGAAGAAGGCACAGUUGGUUGUCAUCGCACAUGAUGUAGAUCCUAUUGAGCUUGUGCUCUUCCUUCCCGCCCUCUGCCGUAAGAUGGGUGUUCCGUACUGUAUUGUCAAGGGCAAGUCUCGCCUGGGAGCUCUUGUCCACCGCAAGACUUGCACGAGUGUAGCGCUGACACACGUUGAAUCUGGCGACCGCGCAGCCUUCUCCAAGGUCGUAGAAGCCAUCAAGACCAACUUCAAUGAACGCUAUGAAGAGCUCCGCAAGCACUGGGGUGGUGGUGUGCUUGGUAACAAAUCCAACGCGCGUAUCGCUAAGCUAGAAAAGGCGAAGGCUCGUGAGCUAGCACAGAAACAGGGCUAA